Messenger RNA from Lithohypha guttulata, 1431 nucleotides. RefSeq lists its product as uncharacterized. The transcript has a single exon. Lineage: Eukaryota; Fungi; Ascomycota; Eurotiomycetes; Chaetothyriales; Trichomeriaceae. Gene Ontology annotation, molecular function: protein binding. The record is from RefSeq and is a predicted model, not a curated record. Bases 1 to 1431 code for a protein of 476 amino acids.
AUGAAGAAGUCCCUGUUCAACAAACCAGCAUGGGCUGCGAAGGCAUCAGCCAAAGUGGAUGACAACCGCUCAAUCUUUCAGCAAAAUGUCUACGAGGAUAUACUCGAGGCGAACAGAAGGAAGGAAGAGAAACGACGAGCAAGACAGAAGGAGAAGGACGAACAGCGCAGUAAAAGCGCCAGUCGAGACACCAAAAGAGAUGUUGAUGAACAGCCAGUCAAGAAGCAACGCAUCUCUACAACGCCGGUUGACCUCGAUGGUGAUGGUGGAUCUGAGUUCUGGAGAUCAGGUUCUGGUUCGGAAUCAGACACGAGCACGCAUAGCGCAGGAAGUCGUCGGCACAAGAAGGACAACACGUCUCCUACGAACCACUCUAUAGCAUUCCAAAAGACGCUCGGAAACGAAACGAUCCCAACCAAUCAUUCUAGCAAAUCAGCGGACAAGACUGCUACCAACGCGUCAAUACCUUUGGACGAUGACGAUGAAAUAGUAAUUAUAGCGACAGAGCCUGCACCACGGUCUCAAGCAACGAAGCAACAACUUCCAGAGCCUGACUCUGAUUCCGAGGAAGACGAGUACUUGAGGAACCUCAAGAGUGCAGCUCGCGCAGAAGCGAGAAAGAAAGACGUGCAGGUAUCACAACAGCAGGGGACAUCUGAGGCAGGAUCAGCUCUGCAAACUGAUUCGCCACACGGGACAGACUAUACUUCCAACAGGGACACAUCUGUACCAUUGGCGAGUACUGUUCUUGACCCUGAAGUGCAGAUCCGCAUCAAGACUAUCAUACCUGGCUGUGACGAAAUAUACAUCAAGCGUCGUGCUUCGCAGCCGCUUGACAUGGUGCUCGAAGCCUUUAUUAAACAACAUGAUCUCAGACCUCAAAUUGCGCAAAAGGUCUUUUUUACGUGGAACGGCACUCGGCUUUUUAGGAGCACAACCAUGCGCAGCAUUCUCGCACAGAUCAAAAACAAGUAUGGCACUAAGAAAGACGGUAGCGACAUUGCCGAUGGAAAGAUCGAGAUAGAAGCAGUAACAGACGAGAUUUUCGAACUCAGACAACAGCAAAAAGAGCGAGAAAGAAAGAGGCUCGAGAAUGAAGACUAUCCUCUAGAUCACGAACAGGCCAAUCCUGGCACUCCGGACCCUACCACCGCAAGUCACCAGGCUGACGCACAACAGUCCGCGACCCGUGGUCCAGGGACGGUAAUACAGUUAAGGUCAAACGACGAACGGUCUCUGCCUUCGAUGCACUUGAGAGUACGUAGUGAUACCAAAGUAGAGAAGAUCAUCAGAGGCUACAAGAAGAGAAUGGGCGUUGAUCCGUCGAUCAAUAUCUAUCUGGUUUUUGAUGGUGAUAAGCUGGAGGACGACCAGAUAGUCGAAAACAUUGGCUUCGAGGACGGUGAUAGUGUUGAUAUCAGGUCUAAGUGA